CCCAUGCGCGUGCCACUGCCUUUUCCUGUUAGCUUACAGAGCUUACACGCUGUAUGUCAGUUAGCAUAUUUGUUCAAAUCUGUGUGAAUCUUUGAAUAUUGUGCUUCCUAAGUAAACGCAAAUAUGACAGAGGCAAUUCAAAAGAAGUUGAAAGCGGAAUUAGAAAAAUAUACACUGAUGCAAAAAGAUGUGAGUAAGAGCAUGUCAGCCAGACAGAAGCUGGAGACGCAGCUGACGGAUAACAACAUUGUCAAAGAGGAGCUAGAUAUGCUGGACAGCACAAACACAGUUUACAAGCUCAUUGGACCAGUAUUAGUAAAGCAAGACUUGGAUGAGGCGAAAGCUACAGUCACUAAAAGGCUCGAGUACAUAAAUGGAGAGAUUCAGAGGUAUGAGACGCUCCUAAAAGACAUGGAGAAGAAAUCCGAACAACAUCGAGAACUCCUGUCCAGUUUACAGCAGGAGUUUCAGAGAGCUCAGGGUCUGGCUGUUGGCAAAGUGUGACCAAGGGAUCCAGCAGCAGACUCUCACAUACACACACUAUACUGAUGGGGAUAGUCACAAAACAAUAUUAGCCUAAAACACCUGGCUGGAUCAUUUCUGCUAGUAACUUAAUGAUUUGAAGUGUUGUUACUCUGACUUUCUCAUGUUACUAAUAAACCUGUUUUUUUCAUGAA
Molecule: messenger RNA, 677 nt
Organism: Cheilinus undulatus (humphead wrasse)
Lineage: Eukaryota; Metazoa; Chordata; Actinopteri; Labriformes; Labridae
Gene: pfdn6
Product: prefoldin subunit 6
Exons: 4
Coding region: 124-504 (126 amino acids)
Biological process (GO): chaperone-mediated protein complex assembly; protein folding
Cellular component (GO): prefoldin complex; cytoplasm
Molecular function (GO): protein-folding chaperone binding
Source: RefSeq, a predicted model, not a curated record